AUGUCUCGAUUUCAAAGCACAUCCUCUUGUUCAUCAUCAUCUUCGGGAGGAAUCAUCUCCAACAUUCUUCAUAUGGAUGUUCUCACCUUUGGCCAAUAUGCUCUCUAUGCAGUGAUUGGCUAUUACGUGAUUAGUUUUGUGUACAAGUUAAUUUUUGGAAGAAGCUACAUGUGGAAGAACGUUAAGCCUUUCGAUACUCGACUUCGUUCUUCAACUCCUCUCAAGGAAUGGGUUGAGAAAACCAGAAAGAACCCACAAGGAAGACAAAUGAUUGAAUGUACCAAUCCCGGAACGAUGGAAUCAUUAUGCGAAAAGGUUCCAGCCAUGAAUGCUCAAGACGUGGAAGAGAGAAUCGGCAUUGCAAAGAAAGCCUUUGAAACAUGGUCAAAGACUUCAUUUGAUGAUAGAAAGAGAGUUUUAUUGCACUUGUUGGAUAAUAUUCUGAAGAACAAGCAUGAAAUUGUUGCAAAGAGUUGUAAAGACACUGGUAAAACUCUUUUUGAAGCUCAUUUAGGAGAAGUAGUCAUGACUUGUGAGAAAAUCAGAUGGUUAACAACGAGAGGUCAACAAUUUCUUGAACCAGAAACUAGACACGUUCCACUCAUGAUGAUGUAUAAGGUUGGUCAAGUUCAUUAUCUUCCUCUCGGAGUUGUUGGUAUGAUUGUUCCAUGGAAUUAUCCUUUCCAAAAUGCAAUCAAUGCUGUUAUUGCUGCACUUUUUGCUGGUAACAGCGUUGUUAUUAAGGUGAGCGAAUGGGCCACUUGGUCGAGUGUUGAAUUGUAUGAAGAACUUGUUCAAGAUGCAUUGGUGAAGGCAGGAUUCUCACCUGAUAUUGUUCAAUUUAUUGUUGGAUUUGGUGAAGCGGGUAAUGCUCUUUCCAAGUCAAAGAAUGUGAGUCAUGUCUUCUUUAUUGGUUCUCCAGAAAUUGGAAAGAGGGUCAUGCUCGCUGCAGCUGAAAAUCUAACACCAGUGACCUUGGAAUUGGGAGGAAAAGAUCCAUUGAUUGUUUGUGAUGACGCAGAUAUUGAUAUUGCUGUGGAUGUUGCUGUGAGAGCCUCCUUGUACAAUUGUGGACAAAAUUGUGUUGCUGCUGAGAGAUUGUAUGUUCAUGAAAAGAUUCAUGAUCGAUUUGUUGCAAAAACUCUUGAAGUUGUCAAGGGUUUGAGACAAAGACCAACAUGUCCAAAAGCUUGUGCUCUUUCGGACGAUGAAGUCAAUGAUAUUGGUGCAAUGACUAUGGCUACAUCUAUUGAAAAGAUUGAAAAAGUUAUUGAGGAAGCUGUUCAGGGAGGAGCAAAAUUGUUACACGGUGGAAAACGAAAUCCAAAAUUGAAGGGACAAUUCUUGGAACCUACUGUACUUGUGAAUGUCAAAAACGAUAUGGGUGUGGUUCAAGAUGAAGUAUUUGGCCCUGUGGUUGUGAUUGUUAAAUGGAAGGACGACGAUGAAGUCAUCCGAAUGGCGAAUGGAACUUGUUAUGGACUUGGAUCCUAUGUCUUUUCUGGUAAUUCAAAGCGUGCUGAAGAUCUUGGACGUCGUCUUUAUGCAGGUUUAACAAUGAUCAAUGAUUAUGGUUUGAGUUACUUAAUUCAAGAUUUGCCUUUCGGAGGAGUUAAGGUUUCUGGCUUUGGUAGAUUCAAUGGUCCUGAAGGUUUGAGAGCUUUUACAGUUCAAAAGUCGUUUGUGACCAACAGAUUCCCAAUUAACAUACCUCCACCAAAGCUUAUUCGAUAUCCAACUGAGAAAUAUGCUCACAUGAUUGUUGCCCAUUUGGUUGAUUUGUUGUAUGGACCAUGGACUGGUACUCUUGGAGCUCUAACUAGAUUAAUUAGCACAUUUAUCACAAAGAAGUAA
Molecule: messenger RNA, 1854 nt
Organism: Naegleria lovaniensis
Lineage: Eukaryota; Heterolobosea; Eutetramitea; Acrasida; Naegleriidae
Exons: 1
Coding region: 1-1854 (617 amino acids)
Molecular function (GO): aldehyde dehydrogenase (NAD+) activity
Source: RefSeq, a predicted model, not a curated record